This is a messenger RNA of Manis javanica (Malayan pangolin), 4136 nucleotides long. RefSeq names its product angiopoietin 1 (gene ANGPT1). The record is from RefSeq and is a predicted model, not a curated record. Lineage: Eukaryota; Metazoa; Chordata; Mammalia; Pholidota; Manidae. Gene Ontology annotation, biological process: blood coagulation.
CACGCUGAAUGGUUACACAGAGAGGAAACAAUAAAUCUCAGCUACUAUGCAAUAAAUAUCUCAAGUUUUAACUAAGGAAACUAUCAUUACAGUGAAAUAAAAAAAAUAACACUUUAGAACAAAGCUAACAAAUGGCUAGUUUUCUCUGAUUCUUCUUCAAAAGCUUUCUUUGAAAGGGGAAAAAGUCAAACAAACAAGCAGUUUUACCUGAAAUAAAGAACUAAUUUAAAGGUCAGAAGAAAGGAGCAAAUUUUGCGAGAAGCACGGAGAGAGUUCUGGCAAUACAAUGACAGUUUUUCUUUCCUUUGCUUUCCUCGCUGCCAUUCUGACUCACAUAGGGUGCAGCAACCAGCGCCGAAAUCCAGAAAACGGUGGGAGAAGAUAUAACCGGAUUCAACAUGGGCAGUGUGCCUACACUUUCAUUCUUCCAGAACACGACGGGAAUUGUCGUGAGAGUACGACAGACCAGUACAACACAAACGCUCUGCAGAGAGAUGCUCCACACGUGGAACCGGAUUUCUCUUCCCAGAAACUUCAACAUCUGGAGCAUGUGAUGGAAAAUUAUACUCAGUGGCUGCAAAAAAUUGAGAAUUACAUUGUGGAAAAUAUGAAGUCAGAGAUGGCCCAGAUACAGCAGAAUGCAGUUCAGAACCACACGGCUACCAUGCUCGAGAUAGGGACCAGCCUCCUCUCUCAGACUGCAGAGCAGACCCGGAAGCUGACAGAUGUUGAGACUCAGGUACUAAAUCAAACUUCUCGACUUGAAAUACAACUGCUAGAGAAUUCGUUAUCAACAUACAAGCUAGAGAAACAACUUCUUCAACAGACAAAUGAAAUCCUAAAAAUUCAUGAGAAAAACAGUUUAUUAGAACAUAAAAUCUUAGAAAUGGAGGGAAAGCACAAAGAAGAGUUGGACACGUUAAAGGAAGAGAAAGAGAAUCUUCAAGGCCUGGUUACUCGUCAAACACAUAUAAUCCAGGAACUGGAGAGACAGCUGAACAGAGCCACGACCAACAGCAGUGUCCUUCAGAAGCAGCAGCUGGAGCUGAUGGACACAGUGCGUAACCUCGUCAGCCUUUGCACUAAAGAAGUUUUACUAAAGGGAGGAAAAAAAGAGGAAGAAAAACCAUUUAGAGACUGUGCAGAUGUAUACCAAGCUGGUUUUAAUAAAAGUGGAAUCUACACUAUUUAUAUUAAUAAUAUGCCAGAACCCAAGAAGGUAUUUUGCAAUAUGGACCUUAAUGGGGGAGGUUGGACUAUUGUGCAACAUCGUGAAGAUGGAAGUCUGGAUUUCCAAAGAGGUUGGAAAGAAUAUAAAAUGGGUUUUGGAAAUCCCUCUGGUGAAUAUUGGCUGGGGAACGAGUUUAUUUUUGCCAUAACCAGUCAGAGGCAGUACACACUAAGAAUUGAAUUAAUGGACUGGGAAGGCAACCGAGCCUAUUCACAAUAUGACAGAUUCCACAUAGGAAAUGAAAAACAAAACUACAGGUUGUAUUUAAAAGGACAUACUGGGACAGCAGGAAAACAGAGCAGCCUGAUCUUACAUGGGGCUGAUUUCAGCACGAAAGAUGCUGAUAAUGACAACUGCAUGUGCAAAUGUGCCCUCAUGCUAACAGGAGGCUGGUGGUUUGAUGCCUGUGGUCCAUCCAAUCUAAAUGGAAUGUUCUAUACUGCGGGACAAAAUCAUGGAAAACUGAAUGGGAUAAAGUGGCACUACUUCAAGGGGCCAAGUUACUCCUUACGUUCCACUACAAUGAUGAUUCGACCUUUGGACUUUUAAAGGCACCAUGUCAGAAGCAAUAAUCAAAGCAACAAAGAAAUCUGGAAGAGUUACCAGAUAAGAAACUGCUUGAAGACUUUGGAAGCAAGCAAUAUUGUCUCCCUUCCAGCAACAAAUGGCAGUUAUGUGAACUCACCAAGGUUCUUGACUGGAUUUGGAGCCGUUUGAGUUCACAGAAGUCCCUACUUGGGGUUACCAUGUUUAUUUGGCAUGACUAUAGAGAAUGCCACUCACUGUUACACCUUAAAAAGGGAAGAAACUGCUCAGCUUGCUGUGCUUUAAAGUACUACUGGAUCUUGUUUUAGAACUAUGGUAGCCAGAUGAUAAAUAUGGUUUAUUGCAGGUAAAACCAAAAGAAGAAGAAGAAGGAGAAAAUGAAUCAAAAAGAAAAGAAAAAGAAUAUACACAAAGAAUGGAAACAGGCCUGCCAUAAUCCUUAGGAAAAGAUGUAUCACACCAGUGAAAUGGUGUUUUUCUAUGCAAACCUACUAACAAUAAGUUUAUACCAUUGUACAAUUUUAAUAAAGUUCAGGAAAAACAGCCCUCUGAAUUGGUUAUAUGUUAAUGGAUUUCAGAAGCCUAGUUCCUCAUUUGUACUUAAUGGUUGAUUUCAGUUAACCCAUCUUCAAAUGUAAAUUCCACUUUGGUAAACCAUAGCAAAUUGUAGUGCAUGAAGAAUAACAGUGUGAGAUAUGCCCCAUUGCUCUUUGAUUUCUUGACACAUUUUCAGGAAAAAAAGUGGACAUAAUUAAGUAUAGACAUAUGAAGUGAAAAAUUUAGCCCCCAAUGCUAUAGUUUUCAUUUACUUUAAAAACUGAUACAUAUUUAUAGCCCAAGUAAACUUUAAAGAAUGUGAAAUAUAUCAUCAAACUCUUAAAAUAGUAUACAUGCACUUAAUAUUUCAUUUGAUAUUAUACAUGAAAGCAGUAUUUUAGAGUGUAUUAAGUUGAAGUAAAACGAAGUAAACUGGAACAGUUCAUUUUACAGUAUCUUCUUGUAUGUGUACACCUAAGUGUAACUUCAUUAUUUUUAAAAUAACGAUCUUGCAGUUCUUCACCCUGCUAUUUUGUGCUAAUUUAAUUUUUACUAAUCAACUGAAACAUGCUUCCCAGAUUCACUCUGUUCCAGUUUCUAUAAAAAGAUACACUUUGAAGUCUAUGAAAAAUAAAAGAAUUAUAAAUAUUAAUUUACAUAGCAUGUUUAUAUCCACGGUAAACCCAAUAGUUGUUUAAUCUGGAAUAUGCAACAUUGUCCUUAGUUGAUGCAAAUAAACGUAAGUUUUCCAAGCAAUCUACUAAACUACUUUAUGAAGUACAUUAUUUCUUAAUUUUUUUCUCUCUCCAGCUCUGUUUCCUUAGGCAAUUUCUGUUUUUUAAAAAUUAUUAUUAGUGGGGAAAAUUGGCAAACUUUGUAUUAUACAUGAAGGAAACACACAAAAAGGAAAAAUAAUCAUAGUCACCUGACUAAGAGAAUUCUGACUGCUAGCUUUUACAAAUCUCUUAUUCCUAUGGGAUAAUCUAUUUCAAGUAAAUUUGGGAGCACAGAUUUCUGUGGCAAUUUAAAUUUACUAAAGUAAAUUUCUUUCUAAGUCUUCAAGAUUACAAUAAUGAAGUUUUAAUAAAAACAUGAGUUACUGUGAGAUAAGAAAAUUGGAAUACCUAUUAAGCAUUUUUUUUUUAAGUUUUUUUCAAGGCAACAGAUCAAUUUUAGGCCUGGUGACUUGAUCUGUUUUGCCUUCUUGGCUUUCCUCCAUUUGAGAGAAUAAAGCUAUUCCAUUUUUAAGAAAAUAAUUUGUAAAGUUUGCCAUGAAGUCUUUUUAUUUAUGCAUCUGUAUGCAACCCUAUUUUGCCUCACAAGUGAUAUUUGCAGGUAUUGCACAGUUUUCCUGUUCCUGGUGACCCCUUCAUAACACCCUUCCUCUAAGGUCCCUCUCAAUUAUUUUCAUUUAAGUGAAAGUACGUGUUUUGUUCUUUUGUGUUCCUACAAAUAACUUUUACCAAACUUUUGAUAAGAAGUACUAUUUCCCAACCCAUAGUACAAAAAUAAAAUGAAAUAAUGAAAAACAACAACAAAAAGCAUGAUAUUUGCUGUUUGUAUCUGGAUUUGUAAAGUGAAACAUUGUUUCCAUUUAUUUAUAAUAAAGCAGUAUAAAUGUUUUAUGACUAUUAUAUGCAUUGUGUAAUGCCUACAUGUGUGUGGCCAUUUAACUUGUAUAUCCUUUGCAUUUAAUUAUUUCAGGAUAAGAUAACUAGGUAAUAGGAUUUUGUCUUUAAAUUUUUAUUUCAAUAAAAUUCAUGUGGUUUCUAUGCAAAUUUCUUCAUCAAUGACAGCUUUAUUUGAUUUAAAUAAAAUUGAA